CACAUUUAUACAAAACUUGUAAGUCCUUGCGAUUCCAAUCAUUUUAAGUUGUGUUACAAAAUUACAUACUUGUCUUUACUUAUGUGCUAAUAAAGUUUAAAAGUAUUCUUAAGUGUGCUUCUUCUAGGCUUGCAGUCUAUGAAGAUCAAGGCAGCAACCUUCCAGUUACCAGCUCCAAGCUUGCAAAGCCCACAGCACACUGUCUAAUGUUUAAGAAAAUUUGUAAUCUACCUCUCAAAGCAUGUGCACAGUACAUGCAGUGUUCACCACCCCCCUUAUCAAUGACUUGUUUAAUCAUCUUUCAGUUCCUCUUAUUUUCCUAAAACAGCAGCACACAUAUACUGUACAGCAGAGAGGAUCUGUGUGAGUAGUCAUGGACGGGAGUCUGUUUGUGCUGCUUCUGCUGUCAGGGCUCUUCUGGAGCAGUUCUGCUCUUUCUCGUCAGUACCACUAUAUAAAUGUAAGAAUGUCAUGGCCAGAGGCUCAGAGUUACUGCAGAGAGAAGUACACUGACCUGGCUACUGUAGACAACAUGGAUGAUGUGAACAGGCUGGUAAAUAUAGUGGAUGCUGGAUACAACGGAUCAGUGUGGAUUGGACUGAAGAGAGCGACACAGACACGCUGGGCUUGGUCUAAUGGAGAAGACAUGACUUCUCACUAUUUUAACUGGGCUUCUUCACAGCCGCAUGGAAAUGGAGACUGCGUGUCUACUUAUUCUGGGGUUUGGCAUAUGGCAGCAUGUGACUCUCUACAAUAUUUUGUGUGCCAAAAUGGUGAGUUUCCCAUUCUUUUAAAUUUAUUAUUAUGCCUUUUAACCCGGAACGAAGAGCUGUAAACUGAAUUUUUUAUUUUUUUGCAUCUCUCAU
Molecule: messenger RNA, 866 nt
Organism: Megalobrama amblycephala (Wuchang bream)
Lineage: Eukaryota; Metazoa; Chordata; Actinopteri; Cypriniformes; Xenocyprididae
Product: L-selectin-like
Exons: 2
Coding region: 374-835 (153 amino acids)
Source: RefSeq, a predicted model, not a curated record